AUGGCGACUGGUUUUAUUGAAGUUCAGGCGAGCAAGAUUGAGGUGCCGGGCCCUGUAUCAGCCGACAUGCCUUUCUUGAUGAAGGAUAUGACGCCAGUAAAUGAACAGUUAGGCCUCAAAUAUCGAUAUCUUCACUUGCGAAGAACAGAAUUUCAAAGAAAUUUGCGCUUUCGUUCAAAAUUUCUAUUAAUGCUACGAAAAUACCUUUGUGAGAAAGAAGGUGAUGUCACUGUGCUUUGUUUUGUUGACUUGGAAACACCCUGUCUCUUUAGGCGGACGCCAGGGGGAGCUAAGGAAUUUAUUGUUCCUUCUCAAAUCCGUGGUCAAUUCUAUUCAUUGCCACAAAGCCCUCAACAAUUCAAGCAACUUUUGAUGGUUGGCGGAUUUGAUCGAUACAUGCAAAUAGCUCGCUGUUUUCGGGAUGAGCUGGCACGCCCUGAUCGUCAGCCAGAGUUCACGCAGUUAGACAUAGAGGCGUCAUUCAUUGAAAAAGAUGACAUAUAUAGAAUAAUCGAAUCGACCCUCUCCUACGCAUGGUCUGCUUUGCAAGAAUUUCGACUCGAUAGUUCGCCGCUUGCAAUACCUUUUCGACGAAUGUCCUAUGACGAGGCUAUGCGCCGGUAUGGCACUGACAAACCCGAUACUAGAUUUGAACUCGAACUUUGGGACAUUGAGAGCAGUGCGACCUGUCCUCACAUGGUUUGUCUCACUGUGCCCUCAAUUUAUGUGGAUGAACUCUCAGAAAGCUUUAUCCAGAGAUUGCGCCAGGAAGUAAAGGAAAAAACUGGUCAGGAAAUUUCCGUUUUUCGUCGUAAAGAUUUCGCCUCAAUGUCCGCGCAAUUGCGAGACAGUCUCGCUCCAGUCGAUGAAAAAGAAUUAGUGUUUUUCGUCGAAGGCAACUCCACAAUCGAGCGUAAAACUGUAGGUGCCGCCCGAACUAUCAUUGGCCAUUAUUUGCACUCCAGGGGUCUACCCAUCUACAAACCGGGAUUCUACUUUCUGUGGGUAGAGAACUUUCCUCUGUUUUCCCGAAACGCUGAGGGGAAACUGGAAUCCGAGCACCACCCAUUCACGGCGCCGAUCGACUCAGAAAUCCAGCUUUUGUACUCGUCCCCCGAAAAGGUACACGGACAGCAUUACGACCUUGUCUGUAAUGGCCAGGAAGUUGGAGGCGGGUCCCUGAGAAUCCACAGUCCUGAUAUGCAACGCUACAUUCUAUCCGAAAUCUUGAAAGAAGACGUUGGUCAGCUGCGACAUCUGCUGGAAGCUUUGUCCUCCGGGGCACCGCCACACGGUGGAAUAGCGCUAGGCCUUGACCGCCUCGUCGCGAUCUUCUGCAACUCCGGAUCCGUACGCGAUGUUAUCGCUUUCCCCAAGACGUCUGGCGGCCGAGACUUGCUCUCCGAUUCACCUAACAGCAUCUCGGAAGAGGAACUCGAGCGCUACUUCAUUUCAAUACGCGAGGUUGAUGGGGACCUAAACUCGAGUGGAAAUCAUUGA
Dibothriocephalus latus is the source of this 1500-nucleotide messenger RNA. The record is from the annotation of a GenBank genome assembly. NCBI's taxonomy places the organism in Eukaryota, Metazoa, Platyhelminthes, Cestoda, Diphyllobothriidea, Diphyllobothriidae.